AUGGUGAGCAAGGCGGAGGGAGAUAAAAGCAUGCUCACCAACUCCGAGUCGGACUCAGAGGUGGCGCCCACCCCCUCCCCUUCCGCCUCGCUGGCCCUGGAGGUCAAAUACUCCUUCCUGGACACCAGCAGCAGGUCACAGCAGCAGGUACGGAAGAGAAACAAGGCCCUCCAGGUGAGAUUCAAGGACAUCUGCGAGGCACAGAACGAGCAGAGAGAGGCCGCUCUACAGAUGGCCGGGAAGGGGGGCAAGCCAGGCUCCUACAAGGUGGCGUACCGCAAGUACAUGACAGUGCCCGCUCGGCGCUCCAUCCCCAACGUCACCAAGAGCACAGGGGUCCAGACCUCCCCGGACCUCAGGAGCCGUUACAAGACCUUUCCCAUGGAGAGGAAGAAGGGCCACAGCCACACCAAGCAUGUGGAGAGAGACAAGGGCCACAGCCACACCAAGCAUGUGGAGAGAGACAAGGGCCACAACAAUGGGUUUGUCAUCGACGUCAAGCACUCCAGAGCUGUGGAGCGUUUCGGGGACAGGGGCGCCUGCGGUGGAGGAGGAGGAGGAGGAGGACAGAGAACCAGAGCUGUGGAGAGUUUAGGGGACAGGGGCGCCUGCGGUGGAGGAGGAGGAGGAGGAGGAGGAGUACAGAGAACCAGAGCCUUGUUACAUACUACGGAGUGCAUAGCUACGGUGGAGAAGCACUGUACAGACGACGUCCUCUACUCUGACUGUCUGAUGCUCACAGACGGCCCCUCUCCCUCCAACACGCCCGACUCCAACCCACAGGCCACCGACUACCAGAUCUGCAGCGCCGACUCCAACCCACAGGCCACUGACUACCAGAUCUGUAGCGUGGAGUCCAACCCCCUGGAAGGACUAGAACACAGGGAACUGGACUCCUCGGACCGUCCGGCCAGUAAACGGCAGCUGCUGCACUCGGAGGAGCCAGGCUCUAGCAGGACUCUGCCGGGGGACAUGAGAGGGUCUUCCUCAGUCUCCAAGGUGACCGGCCCCAUCUCCUGGAACUCUCUGACCCAGGUGGAGUGUCUGGAGAGCCCGACAGCACGGAGCAAACGAAUGAAGGGACUGGAGCUCAAUGGACUACAGUCUCAGACCCUCCCGCGGGCCGCUGGCUGCACUACUCAGGCACAGUGUCAUGAACCGGCAACGUUCUCGUCACAGACGUUCUCGCCACAGACGCUGUCGGCCCGGACCACGGGGGAGGCGCUGGGCUGUAGGAGUAGCGGGGUCGAACCAGCGACCGUAGCGACUGCAGGGGGAGUUAACCCCGGGGGGGCCUGUAAGCAGAUAGUACCGGUACUGACUCAGAAAGGGGAGGGAGGAGAGGACGUGAAAUCACAGCUUCAGGCCAUGGAGAACCUGAUCUCCUCCAGCCAGGAGACCAUCAAGGUCCUACUGGGAGUUAUACAGGAGCUGGAGAAGGGAGAGGCCCAGAGAGAGGGGUAAGGAGACUAUACUAACACUAUCUAUCUGAUGUGUGGGUCCUACAACCUACUGGGAGUUAUACAGGAGAAGGGAGAGGCCCAGAGAGAGGGGUAAGGAGACUAUACUAUUACUAUCUAUCUGAUGUGUGGGUCCUACAACCUAC
Oncorhynchus nerka (sockeye salmon) is the source of this 1606-nucleotide messenger RNA. Its product is annotated as inhibitory synaptic factor 2A-like. The transcript is spliced from 3 exons. The record is from RefSeq and is a predicted model, not a curated record. Gene Ontology annotation, cellular component: postsynaptic density. NCBI's taxonomy places the organism in Eukaryota, Metazoa, Chordata, Actinopteri, Salmoniformes, Salmonidae. Gene Ontology annotation, biological process: inhibitory postsynaptic potential. The coding region runs from base 1 to 1464 and encodes 487 amino acids.